Molecule: messenger RNA, 705 nt
Organism: Heterobasidion irregulare TC 32-1
Lineage: Eukaryota; Fungi; Basidiomycota; Agaricomycetes; Russulales; Bondarzewiaceae
Exons: 2
Coding region: 1-705 (234 amino acids)
Source: RefSeq, a predicted model, not a curated record
AUGAUAGCGGAGUCCUGCAGGAAACUCGAAAGGCUUGAUCUGGUAGUCUGCGACGGGCUUGAAUUGGGAUGUUGCUCGAGCUGCCUUGAAAGCACAGCUAGUCAAAUCGUGCACUCGCCCAUCGGGAACGGAUUUGGAAACUAUGAGGAAUUGAUGGCGUAUUACGCUGGACCUCUGAAAGGCCUUCGGUACUUGCGCCAUCUUUCCUUGGGUAUCUUCCUAUCGCACCACAUGGUCUUGGAUAGGCAUUUUGGGGAUCACCAUCAAGAUCCCAUAAACGUUGACUGUGCAUUACAGUCACGCGACAGUGACUGGGCUUCUCUUGAGGACGAGUAUGCGACCGCCCUAGAAUCCUCGAACGUCCUGAGCCAAAGUAGGAUGGCGUUCCACAACCCCUCGACGAAAACAGCCAGCACAAGCAAAGGACCCAGCUUCUACGAGGCUCAAAAGCAUACGACUGGCGAGCCAUCGACCGCUUGUAGCGCCUGCGCUGCCGCCAACCACAGCAUACGGCAAGUCGAGCUCUUCGCAUCCCUCAGGAUAGCACAGCAGUUGCCACGUCUGGAGAACAUCCGGUGGGCAUCAUGGUUCACUGCGUCCGUUGAGAGUGUUCGGCGGCCCCCGUGGGUAACAGUCUGGAUAUCGAAAAAGGACGAUGGAGGGAUUAAAGCGGCAAGAAAGCCACAGUCACCAAUUCGUGGAUAG